Oryza brachyantha (malo sina) is the source of this 1007-nucleotide messenger RNA. RefSeq names its product ribosomal RNA-processing protein 17. Gene Ontology annotation, cellular component: nucleolus. Gene Ontology annotation, molecular function: RNA binding. The record is from RefSeq and is a predicted model, not a curated record. The transcript has 4 exons. Lineage: Eukaryota; Viridiplantae; Streptophyta; Magnoliopsida; Poales; Poaceae. Bases 142 to 828 code for a protein of 228 amino acids.
CAAGUAAACCGGAAAGAUGAAUCACGCGCCCUGCACGUGACGUGACCCCUUGUAACCUAGCUGUUCCUUCCGCCGCCGCCCGCCGCCGCCUUCGUCUCUCCCCCGAGAGAAAGAGAGGGCGAGGCGGCGAGCUCCGUAGCCAUGGCGUGGGAGGAGGAGGAGGCGGUGGAGGAGGAGUACGGGGAGGAGAUGGAGGGGUCGGGGUCGGAGGCGGAGGACGUGGUGGUGGGGCAGAUGCCGACGGUGAUGGUGCCGAAGCACAUCAAGAAGCGCUCCCUCAAGAACAAGGCCCUCUCCGUCUCCCUCGAUAAGAAAGCCCUCAAGGAUUUCGUGACCGGGUUUCACAAAAGGAAGAAGAAGAGGAGAAAGGAGGCGCAGAAGAUUUUGCAGGAAAAGGAGAGGCGGAAGCGAAUCGAGGAGCGCAAGAGGAGAAAGCAAGAGAAAGAAAUUGCUCUGUACGGUAGAGUCCUAUCAUCAGAUAAUGCUGACGGCGAAGAUUUUGAGAAUGAUGGCGAUGAGAUGGAAACUGAUGAUUUGCCCGCAUCUGAAGUGAGAACAUAUGAAGACGGCGGGACUAAAAUCACAGUCACGACGAGCGAAAUCACUCAUGAAGAAGAUGAUGAUGACCUUGGCCCGAAAAGGGUUGCCCCUGCAUCUACGAGCUACGCCAGCAAGAGUCCUGGCAUGGCUGCCAAGAAGAGUACUAGCCUAGGUGUUAAGAAGAAGCCAUCGAAGCGAACCUUCAGGAAUAAAAGUAAAUCGAAAAGGGGUGACAAGAAGAAAGGUGCUGCUGCGAAGGGUAAACAGAAGAACAGAGGGAGGAAGUGAGUGAUGUUUUGUAACCACUGUGUAGAAAUGUUUGCGCCUUUGGCAGGCCAAAGCUGCCGUUUCUUUUUUUGUUCUAGGCACAGUGGAUUUGUACUUGGUCCUGAUUGAUCAUCCUAAGAUAGUAUGCUCAGUUGUUAAUUUGUGCCAGUUUUGCAAUAUCAUGUUUGAAAUUAACCCAA